AUGUGGAUUAGUCUCUUUAUCAAGCAGUGUAUGUAUGAAAAUGCGUUGCACAGCUACAGCUACAAUUUAAAAGAGCUGCUGCAAUCGUUCAUGACAUCCCUCGCAAUAUGUAGGCAGGAUUAUCUCAUCGCUAAAUAUGAACGUGAGAUGAAAGAGUCUCUCCUGCAAUUGCUCGAGAUUAUCUCGGCUUUGAACUUCAUGAUACAACAGACAAAAAGGUACGAGAAUGUGACAGAAAGUGAAUUUGCUUUACAAAUUGCCCAUAGAUUUAUAGAAACUGAACAAAUAAAUACAAUUAAAUUUAUUGCCAGUGGUAAGAAGCAUAGAUUCUUUGGCUGGUUGGCAGUUGAAAAGUGUUGGGACCCUCCAGAUAGUGGUAGCGCAUUAAGUUUGCUCAAAAAAAUAUUUCUACAACCUGAAAAUCAGGAUAAGGUAAAAAUCUAUUGGCUUAUGCCAUUUAUAUCAAUCAUUUUUCUGACACUACUACUUUGUAGUAGAUAUGAUCAACUAUAA
This is a messenger RNA of Nakaseomyces glabratus, 513 nucleotides long. RefSeq lists its product as uncharacterized. The record is from RefSeq and is a predicted model, not a curated record. Lineage: Eukaryota; Fungi; Ascomycota; Saccharomycetes; Saccharomycetales; Saccharomycetaceae.